Molecule: messenger RNA, 81 nt
Organism: Caenorhabditis briggsae
Lineage: Eukaryota; Metazoa; Nematoda; Chromadorea; Rhabditida; Rhabditidae
Exons: 1
Coding region: 1-81 (26 amino acids)
Source: RefSeq, a predicted model, not a curated record
AUGGUAUUCCAAAUUUAUAGAAUUUCAGAAGAUUCUAGAUCUUUGCUGAUUAGUGUUUUAGGAUCUUUCGAGAUAUUCUAA